Molecule: messenger RNA, 2996 nt
Organism: Biomphalaria glabrata
Lineage: Eukaryota; Metazoa; Mollusca; Gastropoda; Planorbidae
Product: integrator complex subunit 4-like
Exons: 19
Coding region: 45-2879 (944 amino acids)
Biological process (GO): snRNA processing
Cellular component (GO): integrator complex
Source: RefSeq, a predicted model, not a curated record
AUUUUGACAACUUUGUCACAUAAGAGCUUCAUCUGUUUAUCGAGAUGGCUGCAAAACUGAAAAAACGAGCUCUUGCAGAAUUCAGUUAUGUUGUUACGGAAGAACCUCCACAACCUGUCAAGAAAUUGCGAUUGAUCCAUCAAUCCACUCCACCUGUGAUAUCCUUGAACCUUUCAAGCUCUAACUCCCCACAGGAGACAAUAUUUUUGCUCUGUAAGCUGGAGGAGAGUAUGCCCAUUGACAAAGAAGGUGCCGAAGGGAUAUACAAUGAGCUAGUGGAACAUCUUAUUGGCGAACGUGAUUCUAUAGUUCGCUGUAAAAUUAUUUCCCUUUUUGCCAGGCUAGCACUUGUUCCAGGUUUUAAUAUUCAAUUAUUAGCUGAUGACCUUUUGAACAGACUUAACUCUGAGACAUCGCAUAAAGUUUUGAGUCAAAUGUUAGUGAGUGCAAAGACUGUUAGCCAAAUGUUUUCUCCUUCUAGUCCUUACAUUCAGCGUUUCAUGAGAGCAGCAUUUAAGAAUGUUUCCGACUCAGAUCACCAAGUACGUAAAAGUUGCCUUCAACUCAUUGGCUGCUUAGCUUCAUGUGAGCAACAGCGUAAAGACACUCCUGCCUCCCCUGAUUGGCCAGUGUCCAUUCAAGAAGUGUUGACUCGUUACAUCAGUGACGAGGACCCGAGAGUCCGGUGUAGUGCCUUUGAAGCCAUGCUGACACUACACAACAGUGGACAGUAUUUGGGGUUCUCUGUUUACCAACAAGCUUGCAGUGCUCUGUCUGAUGACUAUGAAGGUGUACGUCUGGCAGCCAUUCAACUCAUUUGGGUCUUGAGCCACUUAUAUCCUGAAAGUCUUGUACCAGUGACAGACUCAUCUGAAGAACUUCGGCUUGUUGAUGAUGGCUUUGCAAAAAUUUGUAAUAUGGUCUCAGAUAUCUCUGUGAAAGUCAGGGUUAAAGCCUGUCAGUUGCUGGGAUCUCUUCAUUUGGUCAGCCCCAAAUUUCUGGAGCAAACUUUGGACAAAAAAAUUAUGUCACAAUUAAGAAGAAAAAGAUCAGCACAUGAAAGGGCUAGAGAGCAUUUUGCUUCAGGUGAAUGGUCCACUGGUCAGAAGUGGGCAGAUGAUGCCCCAAAAGAGGACAUUGACCCAGACUCUGUGAACCUACUCAGUAUAGGGGCUUGCGGUGCUUUUGUUCAUGGUUUGGAGGAUGAAUAUUUAGAUGUUCGCAACGCAGCCUUGGACUCACUUUGUGAACUUGCCUCCAACUCUCCUCAGUUUUCCAUCCUCUCUCAAGACAGCAUCAUAGACAUGUUCAACGAUGAGAUUGAGAGUGUGCGGUUGAAUGCCAUCAACAGCCUGCGUAAGAUUAGCCAUAAUUUAUUACUGCGGGAAGACCAGGUGGAAAUAAUACUUGGUGUUUUACAGGAUUUUUCUCCUUCUUCACGUGAGGCACUCAGAGAUAUGUUGGGCCAUGUCAAGAUGGCAACUAGGGCUUGUAUAAAUAACUGUGUUAUGGCAUUUCUGGAUAACUUGCAAAGAUAUCCACAAGACAGGACUUCUAUCUGGAGGUGUGCUCAAAAACUUGGUACCAAGCAUCCAGCUCAUGUGUUAGCUCUGGCCCCUGACCUGCUCUGUUUACAUCCAUACCUAGAUACACCAGAACCAAACAUGGAUGACCCUGCUUAUAUAACAGUAUUACUUCUGGUUUUCAAUGCUGCAGCCAAAACACCUACCAUGGUUCCAUUGUUUCAGGAGCACACACGACGUCACUAUUCCUACCUACGUUCCAGUCUACCUGACUAUGUUCCUGUUAUUAAGAGUCUGGAAAUGUCAGAUGACUUUACAACUAGCAACAACUCCAGCACAUUGUCUGUUGGAAACACAGCCCAGUAUCUUGAGGAACUUACCCUCCGCCUGCGUAACAUUGAAAACAUGGACUUCAAAUCUGUCAUCUCAAUUUUAACAGUGGCAGUAAGAGAUCUGGAAAGAACCAAACAGCUGGACAAAGGUAUCUCAGCCUCGGCAGACUGUACUUGUGUUUUUCUUCGCUCUCAAUUAUUACUUACCAAGUUGUUGGCCAGAGUGAAUGACCCUGCCCAGUGUGAGACAGACUGUGAUAGUGUGAAUUCAGCUGUGGAUAAGAUUCUCCAACUGACGACCAAACUUCAGACUGUGUACCUGGGACUGACCAGCAGUUUGAUCUGGACAGUCAAGCAGAUUGAACUGAAAGCCCUAACACUGCUGAUGGUGGUCACUCUGAGCUGUGGUUCCCUGGCAGACAAGAUCAGGAUGUGUGAGACAUUUAAACAUUACUUGACAUACAUGAAAAAGUCUGCAGAGACUGAAUCAGGGCCGACAGAUACAGUUACCAAUCACUUGCUGUCUAGCAUUGACCUCAUUGAUGCGUCUCACCUUCAGGUCACUCACAGUGUCCUGCAGAAAGCCAUCAACAGUUUAUCUCCCAGUGCAGUGCCUCUCUUCAGGGGCAUUCGGCAGGUUAAGGCCACACUGGAGGAGCCAGUAGAGAACUUGGAAACUGCCAUCAAGAUGGCUGCUGGGCUGACUGCAGGUCUGAGGGUCAUUGCCAAGGUUGAAAACAUCAAGGAUGUCAGGAAUGUGAAAAUUCAGGUGAAGUACCCUGACCAACAGAGUCAGCUGAUCAGUCCACCGUCAACAGGCUGGACAAGGCUAAGUCAUCUCAGUCACAAACUGGACACUGAAAUUGUCAUGUCUCAUGCCUUGUGGUCAGAGGCCUGCAGUGUUGACGUGUCUCUGGUGAUAGAACCAUGUGGUCAAGCCAGGCAUCUCCUGAAGAAACAAGAAAUGGUCCAGCUGGUCAAGCCUGUCCACAUCCUCGUCUCCACCAAGCCUCACAAAAUAUAAGUCAGAGCAGUAGUGUCAAGUCACUACAGGACUAGAUGUUCAUUUGUGCCUGUACAUAGUAUUGUAUCAUACACAUAUAUUUGAUUUGUUGUACAAAUACAUUGUUACAUAAAUGAA